AGUCAGCCAAUCAAUCGUGAUCCCUAAAAUGCAGCCUGCAGGAGACAGAACAGAACAGAACAGACACACAGGCGGAGUCAGAGAAGAGAACACAGGAAAACUUCCAGCACCAGAAAAGCUCAAAUUCAAAUCGAAGGUUGAAGCAUACGAACAAAACUCCAACGAAUCAAUCACCGCCGUUAGGGUUCAGAAAGCGGUCAAACAUCACUGAAAUCGUAUUUGAGAGUAGCAAUUGAUGAAGCCGAGGUGGCUAGGAAGUGUUAGGAGCUACGCGAAGCAUCUUCGAAUUGAUGGAGUUAAAGAUACCAUAGCUAUUGCGUCCGGUAAAGGCGGUGUCGGCAAGUCCACAACUGCUGUGAAUUUAGCUGUUGCUCUUGCGAGUAAGUUCCAAUUGAAGGUUGGUUUACUCGAUGCCGAUGUAUAUGGACCUAACAUUCCCAUUAUGAUGAACAUCAACACAAAGCCAGAAGUCACUCUAGAUAAGAAAAUGAUUCCCAUUGAUAGUUAUGGGAUCAAGUGUAUGUCAAUAGGGUUCCUUGUGGAGAAGAAUGCCCCAAUUGUCUGGAGAGGUCCCAUGGUAUCAAAUGCUCUUGAGAAAAUGACAAGGGGAGUUGACUGGGGUCAACUUGACAUUCUAGUGAUAGAUAUGCCUCCUGGCACGGGUGAUGUCCAGAUAUCUAUGUCUCAAAAUCUGCAAUUAUCAGGUGCACUGAUUGUUUCAACUCCUCAAGAUGUUGCAUUAAUGGAUGCAAGGAGGGGAGUACAAAUGUUCAAUAAAGUUGAUAUUCCGAUUUUGGGAGUUAUAGAGAAUAUGAGCUGCUUUAAGUGUCCACAUUGUGGCGAAGCCUCAUAUAUAUUUGGUAAAGGAGGAGCUCAUAGCACAGCCGCUGACAUGAGAUUAGAAUUUUUGGGCGAGAUACCACUGGAAGUGGAGAUCAGGGAAGCUUGUGAUAAAGGGCACCCGAUAGUGUUGACCGCACCUGAUUCAGUAGUUUCCAGAGCAUAUGGUAAUAUAGCUGAAAAAGUUGUUCAGAAACUCAAGGAGCAACAAUUUCAACCAGAGAUUAUACUAUGAAAUGCUUGACUUUAUCGUGAUAACUCCCCAGUCCGCGACCAAGAAAAGAGGACCGAGCUGGCUUCUCUUGUGCUGUUUAAACCGGGUUUGACUACUAAAUUUGGUUGAAAUUGUAGUAUGAGAUGCAGGCCUGAACCUGACAUAUGAUUUAGAUUUGUACAUUCAAGUGUCUUCAAUUUUGUUUAAUAAGUAGUUAGUGGUUCAUUGACUUCACAUAGGUGCUGUCAAUUUAGCAGUUUAAUUUAACUUCAACAUUGAAGUUACAUAGAAUUAUUGCUUCCAUCAGUGUUUUGUGAUGCGAUUCCUUAAUUUUAUUUUUUUUUGAAGCAA
Molecule: messenger RNA, 1405 nt
Organism: Trifolium pratense (red clover)
Lineage: Eukaryota; Viridiplantae; Streptophyta; Magnoliopsida; Fabales; Fabaceae
Product: iron-sulfur protein NUBPL
Exons: 8
Coding region: 236-1075 (279 amino acids)
Biological process (GO): iron-sulfur cluster assembly; mitochondrial respiratory chain complex I assembly
Cellular component (GO): mitochondrion
Molecular function (GO): ATP binding; ATP-dependent FeS chaperone activity; 4 iron, 4 sulfur cluster binding
Source: RefSeq, a predicted model, not a curated record